CUAAGCACCCGGAAGUGGGAGAGCAUUGGAAAGUGUGGUCGCUCUCCUGCCUAGGCUCCGUUUCUGACCAUCUUAUACUUCCCAGCUAUACAUACUGCUGUAUUUUCACUUGUUCUUGUUUGCUUACAAACUACAUUAAGACCUAUGUCAGGAUGUCCACCUGUGUGGAAUAAUAUGCUCAGCAAACCAUACAGCAGUUCUCUGCAUGGCAGCUCAUGUGGUGUUCUCCCUGCAGGUACAGUUAUGGGAAAGCGGUGAAAGGAACUGUGUGGGUGACUUUGUGCCAGAAAGCAAAGGGCUGUCCUCAAGAUGUCAGCAAAGAUAUCUGUAGAGAAUACAGCGGUCUGACAGCAAGAAAGGGUUGCUUCACAUCUUCAGUAAGCACAACAGUAUUUAAUCUGUCUCCCAGUGAGGAAGACAGUAAAAUCUAUGCAGAAGCUUCUCUCCUGGAGGAAGGCACAGGAGUCCAAAUCAACACGUCCAGCCAAAUUGUCAUUUCCAGGACAGCUGCAAGUGUUGUGUUUGAGACACCAAAUGCUUACUAUAUCCCUGGAGUACCCUUCAAGGGGAAGAUUAAGCUUCAGGACCACUAUGGAAAUAGUAUGAAAAACAGAAAAGUUAAUCUCAUUAUAAAGUUCAUGAGGCGUCAGCUUAUUAAAACUUACAUCACAGACAGCAGUGGAAGAGCAUCAUUCAACCUGGACACAACUGCCUGGAACACCUCCUCAGUCUCCUUGGAGGGAAGAUUCGCGCUGGAGAAUGUCACGCAAAAACCUUGGAAAACUAGUAUCAAUUAUAUAAAUGCCUACCAUCAUCUGCAGCCCUUCCAUGUCACAACCAAGAGCUUCCUGAAAAUACACCCACUCACAGGGAAACUGCCCUGUGGGCUGAAGCAGAGUGUCCAGGUGACCUUCACACUCAGUAGGGCUGAUGUGGGAGAAGACACCAACCGCGUUGAUUUUGCAUAUUACGUCACUGGAAAGGCUGGCAUUGUCAACAGAGGUUGGAGAAGUGUUCAGGUUGGAAAGCUGAACAGUAAGUCUGCAGUGGCCUGGCUGACCUACAGGAAACAGUUUGGCCUACUGGAGUUUCUCUUGAACUGCCUGAAACUACAGCUCCUGGGCUGUCAGAGAAUAGGACAGAGGGAGAUGGAGGAAGUAAUUGUACCAUCUGGGAGAGGAGAAACAGUAGAAAAAGAAUUAAUGCAGGGAGGAGAGACUGGGAAAAACUGUGAAGAGAUGGAGUUCAUGGGGUUAGAAAGUGGAGGGAGAGGGCAAACAGAGCAACACUUUGGUUUUAUUUCCUCAGUGCUGAAAGGCUCUUUCUCUAUCCUGCUGACCUUCACUGCUGACUUCACCCCUUCACCUUGCUUAGUGGUGUAUACUAUCUUCCCUAAUGGAGGAGUGACAGCUGAUAGCAUCCGUUUUGAUGUUGCCUUGUGCUUUCAAAACCAGGUCAAGGUAGAUUUCCCAACUAAAGAAAGCCACACAGGGUCAAUAGUGCAGCUCCAACUUGAGGCAGCCCCUGGCUCCUUGUGUGCAGUACAGGCAGUGGAUGAAAACGUGCUCCUCAUGAGACCGGAGAACGAGCUGACAAGCCAAAAGGUAUAUGGCUUGUUCCCUGCUAUCUACAGACAUGGAUACCCUGCCCAAGUUGAAGAGCAUUCAGAUCACUGUUUUCAGCCCCAGUUCAUGUCAUCUUGGCACCAAGGACAACCACAGCAUCCCUUUCAGCCUGAUAUUUUCAACCUCUUCUGGGUGGCAGAUUUAAUUCCAGCUAUUCCCUCUGGUGCACAUGAGGGGAAGGGAAGUGGCACUGGCAAUGGAAAUGUGUUAAGAGGACUGAACCUUACUUCCUCAGCAUGGUGUCUGUUUGGGCAAGUGCUACUUCUAGCUGCCUGGGCAACUGGCUUUCCUAGCUGUGAUGAUUUUCAGAGUCAUUUUGAGGAGCAGUGCUGCUCUUCCCCUCUCACACCUGCUUUUCUAUUUCCCUUGCCCUCCUUCUUCCAACAGGACAUGGGUCUGAAAGUCUUCUCAAACCUUGCAAUCAAGAAGCCAACUCAGUGCACUCAGCAGGCAGAGAGGAAGCCAACCAUGGGGGUACCUUCUAUGGAAGAUCAAAGAAUUACUAAGGAACAACCCCAGUUUACAACCCAAGGAAGAUUUCAGAACUCUUUGCCUGAAACUUGGAUCUGGAAUCUCUUCUUCGUUGGUUCCAAUGGCAGCAGGAGCAUUCCAGUCAUGACACCUGGUGCUGUCACGAAGUGGAAAGUCAAGAUGUUCUGCUUGUCUGGGAGGACAUUUGGCCUUGCUCCAACCACGAGUCUCAGAACAGUCCAGCCUGUCUUUGUGGAUGUGACACUGCCAUAUUCUGUGAUCCGAGGAGAGACUUUCAUGCUGAAGGCUACUGUCUUCAACUACCUACAGCAAUGCCUACAGAUACAUGUGGCCCUAGAUAAAUUGCUGGACUUCCAGGUGGAGGACUGCCAGACCUGCAGGAACAGAGAGUGCUUGUGUGUGGAAGAGUCCAAGACCUUCACAUGGAAUGUGACAGCAAUCCAGCUGGGGACUCUGAAUAUCACAAUCAAGACUGAAGUACUGGACACAACACCACGCUGUGGGGGAAGGAAGCCCUUGCCAGCUACCAUGAGGCGGAGGCAUGCUCUGAUCAAACACUUGCUGGUUCGGCCAGAAGGUGUGCUAGUGGAGAAGUCUUACAGCUCCCUUUUGUGCCCAAGAGGAGGAAACAUGGCUGAAGAACCUAUGCUGAUUCACCUCCCUGAUAAUGUAGUAAAGGGAUCUGCCAGUGCAUCAGUUUCCAUCUCAAGUGACCUCAUGGGACUGCCACUACAGAACCUGGACCGCCUGGUGCAGAUGCCCCAUGGAUGUGGGGAGCAGAAUAUGGUUCUGUUUACUCCCAUUGUCUAUGUGCUGCAGUACCUGGAGAAGACAAGGCAGCUGACCCCUGUGAUCAAAGAGAGAGCAACCAGCUUCUUGCACAAAGGCUACCAGACACAGCUUCUUUAUAGGCAUAGAGAUGGGUCCUACAGUGUCUUUGGGCAGCAGGAUGGGGAAGGGAACACUUGGCUGACAGCUUUUGUAGCCAAGAGUUUUGGCCAAGCCAAGAAAUAUAUCUAUAUAGAUGACAAGAAUAUCCAGGAUGCCCUGCGCUGGCUGGAGCAAAACCAGCUCCCCAGUGGCUGCUUUGCCACCAAAGGAAAUCUCUUUCAUUCCUCUCUGAAGGGCAGCUUGGAUGAUGAAAUCUCUUUGGGAGCAUAUGUUGCUGCAGCACUGCUGGAGCUGGGUCAGCCACGGAAGGGCAAGUUGAUGCAGACUAUCUUCCACUGCCUACAGCAUGCAGUUCACAACAUCACCAACACAUACGCAGAAGCUGUGCUGGCCUAUGCUUUUGCCCUGGCUGGAGACUAUGAGAUAACCCAGGAGCUACUGUACAAGUUGGAGGAACAGGCCAUCAAGUCAGGAGGGCAAAUACACUGGAGUCCCAAAACAAGCUCCCCAGCUUCCACCGACUUCUGGCAUAGUACCCAGUCAGUGGACAUAGAAUUGACAGCCUAUGUACUCCUGGCAUACCUUUCCAAGCCACAACUGAAUGCAAGGGAUAUGAAAACUGCAGCUGGUAUUGUGGUGUGGCUGACCCAGCAGCAGAAUGCCUAUGGAGGCUUUGCCUCCACUCAGGACACAGUUGUUGCUCUGCAAGCCUUAGCAAAAUACGCAGCAAGGAUGUUCAGCACAUCAGGCCAAGCACUUGUGAAGGUGAAGUCACAGAGGGAUUUUGGAAAGACAUUCCAAGUCACUCGCCAGAAACGUCUCCUUGUGCAGCAUGCAGAACUGACAGAGAUCCCAGGGCAGUUCUUGGUGCAGGUCCAAGGCAGAAGCUGUGUGUUUGCUCAGACAGUGCUGAGGUACUAUGAGCCAACUCCACAAACCUCCAUAACCUUCAGUCUGCAUGUCAACACAGAGCUGGCCAAUUGUAGCCAGGCCAAUAUGCAUGUUCUCACCGUCCACAUUCUUGCCAGCUACACUGGCAGCAGAGGCACAUCCAACAUGGUGAUCAUGGAAGUCUCCUUGUUGUCUGGAUUUGUCCUAGCUCCAGGAUCCAGGAUGUUGCUGGAGCGCAAAACCAUCAUUAAGAAAGUAGAAGUGAAAGCUGAUGUCAUCUACAUUUAUCUGGACAAGCUUAGUGAUGAGUCUCAGACUUUGAUUCUGCAACUGGAACAAAUAAUUAAGAUGAAGAAUCUGAAACCAACCAUCAUCAAAAUCUAUGAUUACUACCAGCCAGGUGGGUUGCCAAUUUCCUUCCUACUCUGUGUUUGGAAGCUGAAUUCCUAGUUCUCUAGCUGUGUCCAAGCAAAGUCGUUGAGCGCUAUUCCUUGUGCGCAUGUACAUUUGUGUAAUUGUCUUCCUCAUUUCCUUUUGCAGAGGAGCAAGCCUUGGCUAUGUACAGUGCUGUCUGUAGCUGAGGUAGGCAGCAAGUCCCUGUGUGAUUCAAAAAGUGUCAUCAUGAAAUGGUGGGUUUUGAGUGAGAGAGAGAAGAGAAUGUCUGGGAAGAAUGUAAGCAAUCUGAACCGGGAAGUGGUUAAGAAGUGGAGAGCACAUAUCCAGAAAAAAAUGAGGAAUAAGCAGUUGUCUGUAACAGAGCAUCUAGAACUAGGCUAAGGACAAUUCUGUAGCCAGAGAGACAGCUGAAAGACUCUGGUGGCCUCAAAAUGGGAGUGGGGAAGGAAAGACUAAGCAUAGUGACUGCAUCACAUGGAAUGAGAAGGCAGAGCUAACAAAGAGAUUCCAUUCCCUCCUGAGUACCUGCUACACUCAUUGCAGGGUAGGAAACAGGGACUUGGGAAAUGAAAGGAACAAGCUGAAGCUGGGACAAUGUAAUAUUUUUCAUCGUGGGAUGACAUAACUGGCAGUUGGAAAGGGAAUGGAUUGUCAGUAGCAGCCUGAGGUGAGGACAGGUCUGGAACUAUCCCUCCUGGAAGGACAAAGCAGAAUUUUGGCAUAGAACAUGCUGUAUCCUGACAUCAUCCCGUAGAGCACUGUGGGAGUUUCCAGUUUUCCACUGGGGAAGGCCCAGGCAGUUUUGGGUCGUAAGUUGCAACUGUACGUUUUUUAAUUGCUUGUGUCCUUUAUGCAAGCUCCUGUGCCAUCAGCCUGCUUUGAAGCAGUCUCCACACAGUAAUGCAGUGUAAUUAAGACUGUAGCCCAUCACCCCUACUCAGCAGUACAUCCUUGCCCACUGUUUUUAGCAAAGCUUUUUGAAAGCAACUAUUAUGUUGUACAGCAGACAAAGUGUUGAACUUAUCCCAGUCCCUCCUUGCCUUUGACUGAAGCUUGUGUGAUGAUCACAGCUGCAAAGUACAAACUCCGCCUUGAGGGGUUUUUCCGGUGCAUGUCUGCUACUGGCAGGCUAGAGUUUUGCACUCUAUGCAAACACAGAACAGAUUUGAAGGAAUUAUUUUGCCCAGGUACUUCUAACCGUGAUUUACCUGGUUUGGGAGAAAAAUGCUGAAAAACAUUGAACAGUCACUCAACCAGAUCAUUCUAGUCUCCUGACUUUUAAUAAGAGACCAGGCAUAGUUCUAGCAUUUAAGAAGCUAACAGCUCAGGAGGUUAUUUUCAAAUAUUUUCUCUUUGCUUCUCAUCUCCAUGUAGUAGCUGUUAACAGGAGUGACGAGAGGAGUGAUGGUCACAGCGACUGCAGAGAUUGUCUGUUCCCGUGGAGACAACAAAGGACAAAAAGUCUGUUUUCCUGAAAUAUUAAAACUGACCAAUAGGAACUCUGUGUUUUUUUUUUGUGUGCCUUGUGGCCAAAUAGGACUGCCAAGUCAUCAA
This is a messenger RNA of Centrocercus urophasianus (Greater sage-grouse), 5849 nucleotides long. RefSeq names its product alpha-2-macroglobulin-like protein 1. Gene Ontology annotation, cellular component: extracellular region. Gene Ontology annotation, molecular function: endopeptidase inhibitor activity. Lineage: Eukaryota; Metazoa; Chordata; Aves; Galliformes; Phasianidae. The record is from RefSeq and is a predicted model, not a curated record. The transcript is spliced from 28 exons. Bases 216 to 4349 code for a protein of 1377 amino acids.